Molecule: messenger RNA, 486 nt
Organism: Lipotes vexillifer (Yangtze River dolphin)
Lineage: Eukaryota; Metazoa; Chordata; Mammalia; Artiodactyla; Lipotidae
Gene: EFCAB11
Product: EF-hand calcium binding domain 11
Exons: 6
Coding region: 1-486 (161 amino acids)
Molecular function (GO): calcium ion binding
Source: RefSeq, a predicted model, not a curated record
AUGUUUUUCUCCCAGGCCGGGGCCCGGCCGCGGAGGUGGGAAGCCAGCCAGUCGGAACACAAGAAGUGGGUGGAAGUAUUUAAAGCAUGCGAUGAAGAAAACAAAGGCUAUCUAAGCAGAGAGGACUUUAAAGUUGCUGUUCUAAUGCUGUUUGGAUACAAGCCUUCCAAGAUAGAAGCUGAUGCUGUGAUGUCCUCAGUAGAUCCAAACACUUCCGGGAUAUUACUUAAGGAGUUUUUAGACAUUGUAAGGAAAAAGAAGGAAGCUCAACUCUAUCGGAAUGAAAUAAGACACAUCUUCACAGCUUUUGACAGGCACUAUCGUGGAUAUUUAACUCUGGAAGAUUUCAAAAAAGCAUUUAAGCAGGUGGCUCCCAAGUUAUCAGAAAGGAUUAUUCUCGAGGUAUUCAGGGAAGUAGAUCAAGACUCAGAUGGUCACGUCAGCUUUAAAGACUUCGAAUAUGCCAUGAACUAUGGACAAAAGUAA